AUGGAAACACAUCGCAUCUCCUUUUACGGGGGUGGUGUGCAAAUCUCCUUGCAGAAUAUUCCUGGUAAAAGGCCUAAGGGCCCAUCUUUCCUACGGGCCUGGUGCAGGAAGGGCCCUAAAGCAGCCCAGAGGACUACAGUGGGCCGCAAAACACUCGAAGAAGCUUCGCUCUUUCUCGUCGCUCGCUGCAUAGCCUCAAUUCAAGUUUCAACCUCAGCUAACCAUCCAAGGUGCGGGAUGGUGGGGAAAUCUUUGGCUGCUCCUUUGCUAGCUUUUGAUUCGAUAGUUCACCUCUGUUCUUAUCAUAAUAUUGUUUCAAUACCAACAGGCAGACCAAUCAAUGUAAAUUUUGCAAUAACGACUCAGAUUUCUAGGAAUUGGGAGUUGCGUUCGACCGCUCAAGUUCAGGACACAGUUCUCAGCAAAGAAGACAAUAGAAAAUGGGAAUCUUGUAAACGAGCUCUAUCUGCCUUUGGUUUUCCGAACGAGGAAAAUGAAAAAAUUCUCGGCAAAGCAUUUGGACAGAUUCAUUCUCCUUAUUGGGGAGAAGAGAGGAAAAAAGAAGUCCCGGAAUUCGAGGCGGUGAAUGAAAUUUUAAGUUAUCUUAAGAAUUUAGGCCUAUCAGACGAUGAUAUCGGUAAAAUCAUUAAGAAAUUCCCCGAGGUUCUCGGGUGCAGCUUGGAAAGUGAAGUGAAAGAGAAUGUGCGGAUUUUGGAGAAAGAAUGGGGCAUUAAAGGGAACACACUAAGGAAUCUUUUGCUUCGUAAUCCUAAAGCUUUGGGUUAUAACAUCGAUUGCAAGGGAGAUUGUAUGGCGCAAUGCACUCGUUGCUGGGCCCGGUUUUAGUCGCUCGUGUAUAGGUAUUCUUGAUCAAGUUAUACUUAGUUUUGUUCUUUGAUACUGUAUGCUAUACUUUGUACACUGUUACUCAGUACCUUUUGCAAUUAAGAACAACAUUAUGUAAAAAUGUUAGUUAUCUAUUUAUUACAACAAAGGCAUUGCUGAUAUGAAGGGGUUUGUUCUUUUUGAUGAUUUAGAAAUUAGCUGUCUCUGAUUAAGGG
This is a messenger RNA of Striga asiatica, 1061 nucleotides long. Lineage: Eukaryota; Viridiplantae; Streptophyta; Magnoliopsida; Lamiales; Orobanchaceae. The record is from the annotation of a GenBank genome assembly.